Molecule: messenger RNA, 708 nt
Organism: Schistosoma bovis
Lineage: Eukaryota; Metazoa; Platyhelminthes; Trematoda; Strigeidida; Schistosomatidae
Source: the annotation of a GenBank genome assembly
AUGGGUAAAAUUUAUUGUGAUAAGUGCCGUCGAAAAUGCCGCGGAGAUGUUUUGCGAGUAUCAAAUAAGUAUUUUCAUAAGGACUGUUUUAAAUGCACAAAAUGUAACAAAAGCCUUGAACAUGGCGGAUUUUUCGUGAAGGAUGGUGGUUUCUAUUGUCAGGAUGAUUAUCGGCGUUAUUUUAUUGCAAAAUGCAAAAUUUGUUCGGAGGAUCUAACUGGAGAAGUAGUGACAGCCCUCAAUUUCUCUUUUCAUCGAGGUUGCUUCAAAUGUAAUAAGUGUUCGAUCACGUUCCGUCCUGGUGAUCGCGUUACUGUUUGGCAGGAGAAAUUCUAUUGUCCACAUUGUAUCAAUCAAGUAUGCUGUUCUGCGACUGUUGGUAGUGUUCCUAGUAAGAACCUUCUCCAGACACCUUUGUCUGUUACUGAUGAUGAAGGUUGUGUCAGUGCCAGUGAUAUGGCAUCGUCACAGUAUAUUCAUGAGCAGCUAAUCGAGAUGAACCAACCGCAAAACGAUUUCUCGUGCAUUUCUUCUGCUGGACUUCCUCAAAAAUCAAGAUCUAUUCUUCGAAAACCUGUCAUAGAACAAAAUGGUCUUCAUGCAUCCAAGGAGAAAGGAUACUUAAGCACAGAUUCUGGUCUCGGAGAGCGUUUAUGCGAAGUAAGCCAUAAGUAUUAUAAAAAACCUUUCGCUCAUAUAUUCACUUGA